AUGCCUUCCGACAUCCGGUCUUUCUUUGGACCCAAGGGUGGUAGCGCCCCAAAACCUGCUCCAAGAAAAGCUGAGGAGCUGGCCAAGAGCAAGCGUACAAAGGGAAGAAAGGUCGUCGAAGAUAGCGACGAUGACGAAGAUGAAGCAGUAGAAGUGCAAAAGCCUAACACUAAAGCCGCCCCAAAGAGAAAAGCCAAGGAGGAGGAAACUAAGGGCGUGGCUAUUUCUGCUGAUGAUUACUUCGCUUCCACAAAGAACAACAAGCCUACGAGUUCAGCAACGCCCAAAAAGUCUGCUGCAAAGCCUGAUAUUCCCGUUCGGUCAAGUCCCCGAGGAAAGCCUACUGCUUCGAAGCCCGCAGCAACAGCGAAGAAUGACAAAGCUCCUGCCACACGAAGAUCAACAACCUCUUACUCACGCCACAAUGCCGACCAGGAUUCUGAUGCUUACAUGGAUGACGGAGACGAUGACGACGAAGAUAUUUUUGCAGCCGAUGCCAAGGGUGGAAGUAAGCGCAAGAACGACGACUACGAGGAGGACGAAUCCGAGGAUGAGGAACUUCCUAAGCCAAAGCGAAUAGCGACCCGAGGUCGCCCAUCCGCCGUCAAGAAGGAAGAGAAAGAAGAAACCAAGCCUACAGCAAAAGGCAGAAAGCGAAAAUCUUUAUCAGAAGACUCAGAAGAGUCGGAAGAAGAGGCUCCACGCAAGAAAGCGGCUACAGCCAAACCUCGGGCUCCAAGAAAGAAGAAUGAUGAGCCUGAAGAUGAAGAGAUCAAGGAUAUUCUCGAUAACGUUACUACCGUUCGUGCCCCUACACCACCACCCAAAGAUGCCAAUGCCAAGUUCGAUUGGCGAAAGAACGCAUUUGGAGGAGGUGCGGAUGAAUGCUUGACUGGUCUCAGUUUUGUCUUCACGGGUGUUUUGCAGACCAUCAGUCGUGAAGAGGGCCAAGCUCUUGUCAAGAGGUAUGGUGGCAAAGUCGUCGGCCAGCCGAGCAGCAAGACAAGCUUUGUAGUUUUGGGAGAAGACGCUGGGCCAAGUAAGCUGGCAAAGAUUAAGUCUAUCGGCAUCAAGACAAUUGACGAGAACGGACUUUUUGAACUGAUCCGCAAACUUCCUGCAUUUGGAGGUGGCGGCAAAGGAGCACAGAAGGCGCAGGAGAAGAAGAAGGCGGAAGAAGACAAAGUCAAGAAACAAGUCGCAGAGAUGGAGGCCGAAGAGAAGGCUCGAAAGGCAGAGGCUGCGAAGGCCGCCAAAAAAGCGGCCGCCGCUGGAGGCCCUCCUGUGAAGGCUGCUGCCGCACCCCCUGUUCAGUUACUGACUUCAAAGUAUGCACCCACACAGCUUGGUCAUAUUUGUGGCAACAAGGCUCAAGUCGAAAAAAUCCAAAACUGGCUCAGAAACUGGCCAAAACAUAAGAAAUACAACUUUCAAAGGAGGGGCGCUGACGGGAUGGGCGGCGAGCGCGCCAUCAUCAUCUCUGGACCCCCUGGAAUCGGCAAGACAACGGCUGCUCACCUAGCUGCGAAACUGGAGGGAUAUGACGUUUUGGAGAGUAACGCUAGCGACACGCGAAGCAAAAAGCUCGUCGAAAACGGAGUGAGCGAUGUGAUGAACAACACGUCGCUUCUCGGAUACUUUGCUGGCGAUGGCAAAGAUGUGGAUGCAACCAAGAAGAAGAUUGUUCUCAUCAUGGAUGAGGUUGACGGUAUGUCUGCGGGUGAUCGAGGCGGUGUCGGUGCUUUGGCAAAGUUCUGCAAAAAGACACAGGUUCCCCUGAUACUCAUAUGUAACGAGCGAAGACUGCCCAAGAUGAAGCCUUUCGACCACGCAGCUUUCGACAUCCGGUUCAAUCGCCCAACUGUGGACCAAGUUCGAUCUCGCGUCAUGACUAUUUGCCACAGAGAAGGGCUCAAACUUCCUGCUUCUGUAGUAGAUGCUCUCAUCGAGGGAAGCAACAAGGAUAUUAGGCAGAUCAUCAACAUGAUUUCCACAGCCAAAUUAGACCAGACAAGUAUGGACUUCGACCAGAGCAAGGCCAUGUCUAAGGCUUGGGAAAAGCACGUCAUCCUUAAGCCGUGGGACAUCUGUCAAAAGAUGCUGGCAGGUGGGUUGUUCACCCCCGCAAGCAAAUCGACACUCAAUGAUAAGAUUGAGCUCUAUUUCAACGACCACGAGUUCAGCUAUCUUAUGAUACAAGAGAAUUAUCUCCGAACAAAACCCAUGGCGUUAAAUGGAAAGGGGUAUAACCAACGCGAGCUCAAGCUCAAAGCUCUCGAACUGUUCGACAAUGCAGCAGAGAGCAUCAGCGACGGAGACCUUGUCGAUCGCAUGAUCCACGGACCCCAGCAACACUGGAGCCUGAUGCCCACACAUGCUGUGUUUAGCACGGUCCGGCCCGCCAGCUUUAUAGCAGGCCAGCUCAUGGGCUCCAACUUCACGUCGUGGCUGGGCAACAAUAGCAAGUACGGAAGGUUGGGCAGGUCGAUUCGAGAGGUUCACUCUCACAUGCGCCUCAAAUCUUCUGGCGAUCAUAACGAGAUUCGCCAGCAGUACCUUCCUAUCCUCUGGACGCAGCUUGUAGAUCGUCUACAGAAGCAGGGCAACGAGGCAGUGCCAGAGGUCAUUGAUUUGAUGGACAGUUACUACUUGACUCGUGAAGAUUUCGACGCUGUUCAGGAACUCGGUGUCGGACCAAUGGACGAGGAACAUGUCAAGAUUGAGACCAAGACCAAAGCUGCUUUCACCCGAACAUACAAUGCAAUGAGCCACCCACUUCCCUUCAUGAAGGCCAGCAGUGUCGUCGCUCCCAAGGCUCAGCCCAAGGAGGUCCCUGAUCUUGAGGAAGCUGUCGAAGAUGAUGAUGCCGAGGCAGUCGAGGCACCCGAAGUCGACGAAGAAGAUGACGAAAUCGAUUUCAAGAAGGACAAGUAUAUAAAAAAACCGAAAGCCAAGAAGGUCACCAAGAAGGCAGCCAAGGCUGCUGGCGACGACGAAGAAGAAGACGAGGACAAACCCAAACGAGGUCGAACCAAGGCCAAAGCUACUAGUGCCAAGGCUAAGGGGAAGAAGUAA
This is a messenger RNA of Fusarium mangiferae, 3075 nucleotides long. RefSeq lists its product as uncharacterized. Gene Ontology annotation, cellular component: nucleus; DNA replication factor C complex. NCBI's taxonomy places the organism in Eukaryota, Fungi, Ascomycota, Sordariomycetes, Hypocreales, Nectriaceae. Bases 1 to 3075 code for a protein of 1024 amino acids. Gene Ontology annotation, biological process: DNA replication; DNA repair. The record is from RefSeq and is a predicted model, not a curated record. Gene Ontology annotation, molecular function: ATP hydrolysis activity; DNA binding; ATP binding. The transcript has 6 exons.